AUGGCUGAAGAGAAAGAAAUUGAAAUAAAAGAAGAAAAGGAGUAAACCUAAGAGCAUCAUCAUGAUCACGACCACGACCAUGACCACGACCAUUCAGAUGAUGGUCACGAUCAUGAUAAUUAAGGGGAUGAUAAAGACAAGAAGGCCAACAGAGGAGAGAAGAAAUUCAAAAAGGCUAUGCUCAAAUUAGGAAUGAAGCCAGUUGCUGGAAUCACCAGAGUCACAAUUAAAAGAGGAAAACAAUUCCUUCUUUAUAUUGACAACCCAGAAGUAUUAAAAUCAGCAAACGUUGACAAUUCCUACAUCGUUUUUGGAGAAGCUAAAGUAAAUGACCCACAAAGUCAAAUUGGAAAGAAGGAAGCUGAUAAUUUGGCUUAACAAGUUACCAAAUAAGUCGAAGAAAAACACGAAUAAUAAUAGGCACAAAACCCAGAAUAAGUCAGCGACGAAGGUAUUCCUCCUGAGUCAAUCAAAAUGGUUAUGGAACAUUGCAAAUGUGAUAGAAGUAAAGCUGUGGAAGCACUUAGAAAAUCCGAUAAUGACACCGUUUAAGCCAUUCUCACCUUAACUGGAUGAUGAUUUAUUAUAUCUAAGUAGAUAAAUAUAGUAUAAAAUUUAACACAAAUAA
Molecule: messenger RNA, 628 nt
Organism: Paramecium tetraurelia
Lineage: Eukaryota; Ciliophora; Oligohymenophorea; Peniculida; Parameciidae
Exons: 2
Biological process (GO): protein targeting to membrane
Cellular component (GO): nascent polypeptide-associated complex; cytoplasm
Source: RefSeq, a predicted model, not a curated record